Messenger RNA from Canis lupus familiaris (dog), 5822 nucleotides. It is a transcript of the gene PLEKHG2, whose product is annotated as pleckstrin homology and RhoGEF domain containing G2. Lineage: Eukaryota; Metazoa; Chordata; Mammalia; Carnivora; Canidae. Gene Ontology annotation, molecular function: guanyl-nucleotide exchange factor activity. The record is from RefSeq and is a predicted model, not a curated record.
GUUUGGGUCUGGAGGGGUGUGGGAAGGCGCUGGGGACCCGGGCUGCGGCGGUGGGGACAGUAAGCGGAUCGCGGAGGGACCGGCCGGAGGAGGGGAGCCGCUGAGCCGCUCAGCCAUGCCCGAGGGAGCCCGGGGACCCAGCCUGUCCAAACCCAGCCCUGGCCUUGGCCGCGGCCCCACAGGUGAAGUGUGCAACUGUGCAGCUGUGUGUGAGACCCAGACAGCAGCCCCUGCAACCCCGGCCAUGGCCUCCCCCCGAGGUUCUGGGAGCUCCACAUCCCUCAGCACUGUGGGCUCCGAGGGGGACCCGGCUCCGGGGCCCACCCCAGCCUGCUCAGCGUCCAGGCCAGAGCCCCUUCCAGGGCCCCCCAUCCGCCUGCAUCUGUCACCUGUGGGCACCCCGGGUUCGGCCAAACCCUCGAGGCUGGAGCGAGUGGCGCGAGAGAUCGUGGAGACAGAGCGGGCCUAUGUCCGGGACCUUCGCAGCAUCGUGGAGGACUACCUGGGCCCUCUGCUGGACGGUGGGGUCCUGGGGCUGAGCGCGGAGCAGGUGGGCAUACUAUUUGCCAACAUCGAGGACAUCUACGAGUUCAGCAGUGAGCUCCUGGAGGACCUAGAGGGCAGCCCCAGCGCGGGGGGCAUUGCCGAGUGCUUUGUGCAGAGGAGUGAGGAUUUUGACAUCUACACGUUGUACUGCAUGAACUACCCGAGCUCCCUAGCCCUGCUCCGGGAGCUGUCGCUGUCCCCGCCUGCAGCCCUGUGGUUGCAGGAGCGCCAGGCCCAGCUCCACCACUCGCUGCCCCUGCAGAGCUUCCUGCUCAAACCUGUUCAGCGGAUCCUCAAGUACCACCUGCUGCUGCAGGAGCUUGGCAAGCACUGGGCAGAGGGCCCGGGCGCCGGGGGCCGCGAGAUGGUGGAAGAGGCAAUUGUGUCCAUGACAGCCGUCGCCUGGUACAUCAAUGACAUGAAACGCAAGCAGGAGCAUGCUGCGCGCCUCCAGGAAGUGCAGCGGCGGCUGGGCGGCUGGACCGGCCCGGAGCUCAGUGCCUUCGGGGAGCUGGUGCUGGAGGGCGCCUUCCGAGGCGGCGGCGGGGGUGGCCCCCGACUUCGAGGGGGCGAGCGGCUGCUCUUUCUCUUCUCCCGGAUGCUGCUCGUGGCCAAGCGCCGGGGACCGGAGUACACCUACAAGGGCCACAUCUUCUGCUGCAACCUGAGUGUGAGCGAGAGCCCUCGAGACCCUCUGGGGUUCAAGGUGUCCGAUCUGACCAUUCCCAAACACAGGCACCUCCUCCAGGCCAAGAACCAAGAAGAGAAGAGGCUGUGGAUUCACUGUCUCCAGCGCCUCUUCUUUGAGAACCACCCGGCCUCUAUCCCUGCCAAGGCAAAACAAGUUCUCCUUGAAAACAGCCUGCACUGUGCUCCUAAAAGUAAGCCUAUCCCAGAGCCCCUGACACCCCCGCUUGGGUCUCCCCGACCUCGAGAUGCUAGAAGUUUCACCCCUGGACGAAGGAACACAGCUCCGUCUCCAGGACCCUCUGCUACCCGCCGUGGCCGCAGACAGUCCGAGCCGAUGAAGGACCCAUACGUUAUGUUUCCACAGAACGCUCAGCCUAGACUCAAGCACGCUGGCAGUGAGGGGGAGCUGUACCCCACCUUAGAGCCUCAGCCAUCAGUUCCAGCUUCCGGACCCCCUGAGGACCUGGAAGACACUGGACCCCCCACCCUGGAACCCUCUGGGACCUCGAUCACUGAAGAGAUCCUGGAGCUGCUGAACCAGAGAGGCCUCCGGGAUCCAGCGCCAUCGCCCCACGACAUCCCCAAGUUCCCUGGAGACUCCCAGGUGCCGGAGGGCAGUGACCCCCUCACAUUCCAAGCCCUGCCCAGCCGGGACUCUUCAGAAGAGGAGGAGGAGGAGGAGCUGGAAAUGGACGAACGUGGGCCUUCCCCACUCCAUGUCCUGGAGGGGCUCGAAAGUUCCAGCACAGCUGAAAAUCCUGACGUUCCCGGCCUUACGAAAAGUCCAGAUACACCCAACCUCCCUGAAAUUCCCAGCCUGGCUGAAAUUCCCAAGAUUCCCCACCUUCCCAGUCUGUCAGACAUUUCCAGUGUUUUUGAAAUGCCCUGCCUUCCAGCCAUACCUAGUGUCCCUGACAUUCCUAGUCUUCCCAGCGCUCCCACCCUGCCCUGUGACUCAUGGCUCCAGGGACCUCUGCGGGGGCCCGAUGAGGCCCUGGCCACCAGGAGAGAACUGUUCCCUGGAAGCAGUUCCACAAAACUGGGAGAGCCGUCCUCAGGCGGCAGGGCAGGGCGGGAGGAGGCUGCGGAAGGGGAGUCGUUCCCAGACUUCCAGCCGCAGGAUGUCCCCCGAGAUCAGGGAAUCCCGGAUGAGCUGGAAUUCCGCUCCUGUUCGGAGAUCCGGAGCGCCUGGCAGGCCCUGGAGCAGGGGCAGCUGGCCCGGCCGGGUUUCCCGGAGCCACUGCUCAUCCUGGAAGAUUCGGAUCUGGGCGGAGGCAGCGGCGGGAGUGGGAAGGCAGGAGCCCCGAGUUCGAGUUCGGAGCGGGCGGCCUCCCGAGUGCGAGAGUUAGCCCGGCUCUACAGCGAGCGCAUCCAGCAGAUGCAGCGGGCUGAGACCCGGGCGUCGGCCAACGCCCCCCGCCGCCGGCCGCGCGCCCUGGCCCAACCGCAGCUGUCCCCCUGCCUGCCGCACGAGCAGGCUGAGCCAGGGCCCCUGCCUGCCUUUGGACAUGUGCUGGUUUGUGAGCUGGCCUUCCCGCUGACCUGUGCCCAGGAGUCUGUUCCUCUGGGUCCCGCCACCCGGGUUCAAGCCGCCACACCUUUGUCCAAGCAGGGAGGCUGCCUGGGGGGCGAGGGUCUAAACGUUUCAAAUUUGCCUGAGCAAGACCAUCUGGGCAUCCAGGUUCCAGCUGCGGCCCCGUUGCCUGAGCGGAGAGGCCUCUGGAAUAUACAGAGUGUGGCUGGAGCCGCCGCAGCCGUGCCGAAGCAGGAGGACGCCCCAGGUGUUCGGGUGCCGGCUACAGCUUUGCCUGCUCAGGAAGCCCACCUGGAAAUCCAAGUUCCAGGCACCGCUCCUUUGGCUGAGGAUGGAGGCCAUGUGGACAUCCGGGAUCCAAGCAGCCCCGCUUUGCCCAGGCGGGGAUGCUGUUCCGAUGUUACGGUUGUAGCCACGGCCACUACGCUGAAGCAAGAAGGUCACUUGCGCACCCAGACCCUGGCCGGUACCCCGCUAACUAAGCAAGGAGGUCCCCGGGAUGUUCAGUUCCCAGCCGGUGGCUGCGAUCAGGCCAUGAACACUUUGCUUACGCGUGGAGGGAACCAUCAGAUCCCAGGCAGCACCCCACUGCCCCUGCGACACGAGCUCCCGGACAUUCAGGCUCCAGGUGCCUCACCUGUGCCUGCAUGUGGAGGCCACCUAAGCCAUCACGUCCCAGCCGGUGCUCCACUGUCUUCACCCCAAGACUGCUCAGACGUUCAGGCUCCAAACCCCUCGCCUUUGCCCGCACAUGGGAGCUGCCUAGACGAUCGGGUCCCAGCCAGCACGCCGCUGUGUGUGCCCCACAACCCGGAGGUCCCAGCUACCACACCUUUGCCCCAGCAACCAGGCCUCCCGGACACCCAAGUCCAGGCCCUCCCACCUUUGCCCGAGCAGGACAGCCUCCCAGACAGCGCCGGUCCAUCUGCUGCACCUUUGUUGGAGCAGAAGAGCCUCACAGAUGGGCAUGGUCCAGCUGCAAUGCUUUCGCCCGAGCGAAGAGGCUCUCAGGACAUCCAGGGCCUGGUACCCACCCCAGGCCAGAGCGCCGUGGUUAUGUCCAAACCGGGAGGCCACCUGGUCUCUCCUGUAGUCCGGUCAGAGACUUCAGAGUUGACCCCGCCCCACAGUCCCGCUCCUCCAACCCGUCAGCUCCUGGGCCCCAAUGCAGCUGCCCUCUCAAGAUACCUGGCAGCCUCGUACAUCAGCCAGAGCCUGGCUCGGCGGCAAGGGCCUGGAGGGGACGCUCCCGCAGCCUCCCGGGGUCCCUGGUCCUCCUCUGCCCCUGCAUCGCGGGCACCUUCACCACCGCCCCAACCCCAGCCCCCACCACCCCCAGCCAGGAGGCUCAGCUAUGCCACCACGGUCAACAUCCAUGUCGGGGGUGGUGGGCGGUUGCGGCCGGCCAAGGCCCAGGUCAGGUUGAACCACCCCACUCUCCUGGCGCCCCCCCAGGAAUCUGUGGGCCUUCGCGGGGCCCAGGGAACUCCUGAUGCCCCUUUCCACACGUGAGCCGGAUGCCGGGCUUCUUGAAAAGCAAGGACCUCAACCAGAUGCCACCGACCCUCAGAACUUCACCCUGAAGUCCAGACACUGAACACAGGUGUAAAAAUUGCUGCAGCUUUUCAACUCCUGGGAGCUGCUUUGGCAAAUGGUCCUUUUUACUUGCCUUGAUUAACUCAACAGGGAUGGGGAGGGGGAUAUCAUUAAUAUUUUGUUAAUAUUAUGAAGUUCUGUAUCUUUUCCCAUUCUGGAGGCAGUGGGGGAUGACAAGACAAUGAAUGCGAAGCUCUGACACAUCCGUGAAUCAGUGGUUCUGAAAACUGGAGGCAUCUCAAACAGUCUUUGAGAAUUAGAACGCUCCAUUACCAUUCGGUGUUUGCUUUCAGAGUUCAGGAACUGCUUGAUGUCAUCCAGAAAAGCCAAGUUAAGCAGCUUCAUUCCAAGUAGACUUGGAAGGCCAUUCCCUUAGCAGUUCAGCCUGUUCCUGUGUCCUAGCUCAUCUUGUUCAGUGGUCUCCGUCCAUCUCCUGCCUGGCUACCUAUUCCAACUUCAAUCCAUAUGCCAUGCUUUAUUUCGUCCACUCUGCCUAUUCAUCCACCCAUCAUCCUACCCCCAUUCUCCUACCCAUUCAUCCAUUCCUCCACUGUCUCCUGUCCAUGUUGUCCAACCAACCUUUCUCCAUUCAUCCAUCCCUCCAGAUUUGCAUCUCUAUCCAUUCAUCUGUCUCACUGACUCAGCCAUCUAAUCCAUCAGCGCAGCAACCCAGUGUUCUCUACCACCAUCCAUCCUUCCUUAGAUUCUUUUGGGUCUUGGAACAAGAUUUCAGGAAUUGUUUCACACUAACACUAGAGUGAAUUGGGUUUGGGAUUCUGGGAAGUCUGUUCCACAUCAGAUUUCACUCCCCGACACAUGAAUGUUCCAAUUCUUGUGCCCACCUACACACAUCAGAUCUUCAUACCCCCUCGCUCUAGUUCAGGACCUCUACAGUGCCUCUGUGCCCCCACUCCCAAGAAAGAAAUUCAGGUCAGAGACAAAGGCUUUUAUGUUAGAAUCACUCUGCCUCCUCCCAGCAGUGGCAUGCCUGGCGAGCAGCCGAAUUUAAGCAGUUUCUUUGGUAAUAGACUAGCUUCGUUCCUUGAACGUUAAACGUCUUGUACUUAGCACAUUGUCUUACUUAAUUUUUCUCUGGAAUUUCCUGAGGCACCACAGCGUCAUAGCUGAGUUCAAAUCCUGACUUUUCCAGUUGCUAUAUGACCUUCAAGUCUGGAGUCUGGGUCUUCUCAACUGCUACAGUUGAGAAAUUCUAACAGUACCUGCCCUGUAAGAUCAUUGUUUGUAAAGAUUCAGGGAGCACAGCCUCACUUCCCAAAUGUAUUUGAGCCUCUGACUCACCAGGGCAUUGUUCAGCUCACAGAUCCCCAAGGACUCAGGCUCUUAGUUCCACCUAUGGACUCAGAACCUCCAGGGCAGGAGCCUGGGAAUCUGAAGUUUGAACAAUCAGCUAACAGGAAAAAAAAAAAAAAAAAAAAGAUUGAGUACCAGCUGCAUA